CACUGCGUGACGUCACUCCGCCAGCGCCGGAAGGGAAACAUGAAGUGUUCGCGAUAAGACGUCUGAGACCCGAUUGUAGAGCCGAUUUGUCGCCUAAAUAAAACAGAACAAUGGCGCUCUCCAGUCCACAGGUUAUCGAAGAGAACACAGAAAGUGACAAGCUUCAGAAAUAUUCCUGUGAUAUCUGCCGUAAUAAAUGCGUUACACCAGGUUCGCUGGCUCAACACCUCCUGAGCAAAAAACAUAGACAUCAGCUGAAGUUAAGUAAAUCCCAGGAGCCGAACGUUGCAAACCGAUUGAGCUCCUUCAUGAAGGCCCACAUGAACGAAGACCCCAUUGUGGGCCUGGAAUAUAUCAUAGAGAGCAAGAAGGACUCAUCAUAUACAUAUACCUGCCAGCUGUGCGGCUUGCUGAUUUGCCCCUUGCCGACCAUAGUCGCCCAUAUCAGUCAUUCAAAACACACUAAAUGUUAUAUUAGUAAACAUUUUCCUCACUUAUUACCCCAAUUCGAAAAAUUCCCCAAAAAAGAUAAUGUGAAAAGUGUGAGAGAUGCUGCAGUAACGAUUCUGGAACUGCAGGGGAAUAAGAAAGAAAUUCAGGAAGUGCUUCCUGAGAAUGACGGUAAAAUGAGGGAAGCCUCUGAGGACACCCCACCAUCCAAACCGGAGAGUGACGGUAAAAUGAGGGAAGCCUCCGAGGACACCCCACCAUCCAAACCGGAGAGUGACGGUAAAAUGAGGGAAGCCUCCGAGGACACCCCACCACCAUCCAAACCGGAGAGUGACGGUAAAAUGAGGGAAGCCUCGGAGGACACACCACCAUCCAAACCGGAGAGUGACGGUAAAACACAGGGAGCCUCCAAGGACCCUCCACCAUCCAAACCUGAGAGUGACGGUAAAACACAGGGAGCCUCCAAGGACCCUCCACCAUCCAAAUCUAGGAGUGACGGUAAAAUGAGGGUAGCCAUCAAGGACCCUCCACCAUCCAAACCUGAGAGUGACGGUAAAACACGGGGAGCCUCCAAGGACACUCGACCACCCAAACCUGAGAGUGACGUUAAAAUGAGGGUAGCCAUCAAGGACCCUCCACCAUCCAAACCUGAGAGUGACGGUAAAACACGGGGAGCCUCCAAGGACACUCCACCAUCCAAACCUGAGAGUGACGUUAAAAUGAGGGUAGCCAUCAAGGACCCUCCACCAUCCAAACCUGAGAGUGACGGUAAAAUGAGGGUAGCCAUCAAGGACACCCCACCAUCCAAACCUGAGAGUGAUGGUAAAACACGGGGAGCCUCCAAGGACACUCCACCAUCCAAAUCUAGGAAUGACGGUAAAAUGAGGGAAGCCAUCAAGGACACCCCACCAUCCAAACCUAAGAGUGGAAAUCUUUCUCAAUUAAAAUUGAGUCCAUUACCAUAUCAGGAGAAACGUAAAAGUUAUCGCUACAAUAAGGUGCUCCAAAAAUUUAAUAGCAAUGACCCACCUUUAGCCAAGAGGAGCAGGCGUUGCCCUGGCGGUGACUGGGAUGUCUUACCCUCAACAGCGCACACUUCAAAGCAUGAGAGCUCACACUAUAAUAAGAGCCAUGCCAUUAGAAGGGAUUGUCCAGCUCCACAGGAAUUAGAGUUCAGAACAAAUGAUGAAUUUUUUGAAUAUUUUGCUAAUUUUGUGAUCUCUAAUGAUGAAGAUGUCGUCUUUAUUCGGACGAUUACCCAAAACUGCAUUAAGGCAUUGACACGCUUUAAGCAAGAAGAAAUAGAGAGGCGGAAGACCAGUCAUUAGCCUGAGGCUCCAUUGGAGGACACAAGCAGGACUGCCCGAGAAAUCCGGGUAUUUUAGAGGACGAAACACAAUCGCAUUCAUCAAAUUCUGAAACUUCGUUGCUCAAAGACCACUCAAAUCCCCCAUCGGACCCCAUCCCUAAAAAUUAAGCCACCAACUUAUUUUUCAACAGUAUUUAAGUGGUUAUAAACCUUUGAAAAAUGGAACCCCCCCCCCCCCC
This is a messenger RNA of Rana temporaria (common frog), 1998 nucleotides long. Its product is annotated as neurofilament heavy polypeptide-like. The coding region runs from base 111 to 1778 and encodes 555 amino acids. The record is from RefSeq and is a predicted model, not a curated record. Gene Ontology annotation, molecular function: single-stranded RNA binding; double-stranded RNA binding. Gene Ontology annotation, cellular component: precatalytic spliceosome. NCBI's taxonomy places the organism in Eukaryota, Metazoa, Chordata, Amphibia, Anura, Ranidae. The transcript has 2 exons.